This is a messenger RNA of Diabrotica virgifera virgifera (western corn rootworm), 1174 nucleotides long. Its product is annotated as protein phosphatase 1 regulatory subunit 42-like. The record is from RefSeq and is a predicted model, not a curated record. The transcript is spliced from 6 exons. Lineage: Eukaryota; Metazoa; Arthropoda; Insecta; Coleoptera; Chrysomelidae. The coding region runs from base 71 to 1081 and encodes 336 amino acids. Gene Ontology annotation, molecular function: protein binding.
UAUUACGUUGAUUGUAAAAAUGUCAGUUUGGGUUAUAUUUGUUUUGAUUUUUACGUGACAAGUAUCAACCAUGACAGAAGCAAAGAAAAGUUCUAAUCCUCCAAAACAGUCAGAGAAAAAAACGAAAAAACGAGUAGAUAAAAAGUGCAGUCACUUAUAUUUUCAGGAAAGAAAUUUAAAAGAAGUGCCAAAACUAUCUGCUUCCCAAGAUGUAAAUGUGAUAUAUUUAUUCACCAACGAUAUCACCAAGAUAGACAAUUUGGGCGGAAAUGCCUUUCCCAACCUCACCAGCCUUUACUUGCAAAACAAUCGUAUUUCCAAAUUAGAAAACUUAAAUUUAAGAAAUUUAAGGAAAUUAUAUAUUGGCUACAACUGUAUAUCAGUUGUCGAAGGUUUGGAAAAUUUGUUAAGUUUGGAGGAGCUACAUCUUGAAAAACAGAACCUACCAGAUGGAAUUGCUCUGUGUUUUGAUCCAAGAACCAUUCAUAGUUUAUCAAAGACCUUGCAAAUAUUGAAUAUAUCUCAUAACAAGAUACCAUCAUUCUCUAAUUUAUUAUCAUUCACUGAAAUGAUCUGUAUCGAUGCUUCAAACUGUGGAUUGGACGAUUUAGAAGAAGUUUGUGGUACUAUUAAAAACUGGCAUUACCUAAGUAGAGCGAAUUUUCAAGGCAAUCUCUUUGACAAAAACCAUAGAUACAGAGAAAAUAUUAUCGUCAGUUGUUAUUACUUGGAAAGCCUGGAUGGAAAAGAAGUAGCAGAUACAACGAGAGCGUUUCUAAAGAGAUUUGAAAAGGAAAAACGUUUACGAUCAAAGCAUACUGUCCCAGCUGUUCCAAAUUUAGCAGAUGUGGUAGAAGGUUUGCCAAAUAACUAUGCACCAGCUGUUCAGAAAGCAGUUUCUACGUCUAUUUUAAAAGGAAAAAAGUACAAUCCUCUUAAUAUAUCCACAAUAAGUGAAACGGAGGAAAAUAAUCAUAUUGCAUGGUCUAGCUUACCACAAAGAAGACCUAUGGCAAGGCAAUCAAAGACUAAAGCCAUUAAUACAGUGGACCACUCCGUUAUUAUCAAUAAAUUUCCGUAAUCAACAUUUUUUUUCUUUUUUAAAGAGAAAAUAUAAACUUUGUAUAACAAUAUAUUUGGCAAAAUUUAAUAAACUUACUCAUUUACUAAUAUA